AUGGCUUCGUUCAGUUGCCCCAGAAGGCCGUGGCCCAGGGUGGCCCAGAGUGGCCAAGCUUGCUCCAGCCCAGUGGCCUGGUUGACUCUUCCCAUGGUGAUGACCCUGCUGCCAACAUCACCGCCAGGUUCUACUGGACAAUGGCAUGCCUCCUCCGGGGGUGCCGGCCGCCGGCUGUGGCCUGGUGGAGUUCUUCUGGUCCGAUGUGGCUCCAGUUUCGCUGCAUUUCAUGCCUCUCAUCCUCUCGCUUCCUCUCCUCACCCUCCGGCGGCACCCGGAGGUGGACCCCGACCGAAUGAUGCUCCAACUUGCGGGCCAAAUCUUGACUUUUUUUACCCAGCCAUGCAGUGUAGCUGA
Molecule: messenger RNA, 357 nt
Organism: Pochonia chlamydosporia 170
Lineage: Eukaryota; Fungi; Ascomycota; Sordariomycetes; Hypocreales; Clavicipitaceae
Exons: 1
Coding region: 1-357 (118 amino acids)
Source: RefSeq, a predicted model, not a curated record